Messenger RNA from Condylostylus longicornis, 2399 nucleotides. RefSeq names its product lipase 3-like. Gene Ontology annotation, molecular function: hydrolase activity, acting on ester bonds. The transcript has 5 exons. The coding region runs from base 54 to 1280 and encodes 408 amino acids. NCBI's taxonomy places the organism in Eukaryota, Metazoa, Arthropoda, Insecta, Diptera, Dolichopodidae. The record is from RefSeq and is a predicted model, not a curated record.
GAUUAAAAUUAACUUGGCAAUAAUAGAAUUUUGGAAAAUAAAAUAAAAUUAGAAUGUUGUUUAAAAUUUUAUUAAGAUUUUAUUGUUUUGUUGCAAUUACUGUGCAAGGGAUAAGAAUUGGUCCCAUUAUUAAAGAUGCAUUAAGAAGAGAUGUUGAUGGUGAAGAUUAUAAAAACAAUAUCAGCUAUCGGGAUGGCUAUAAAAUUGAAGACCAUGAUGUCACCACCAAAGAUGGAUAUAUUUUACGUUUAAAUAGAAUCUCAAUAAAUGUUACGGAGAAUGAAGGCAAAAAUAAAUUACCACCUGUUUAUUUAUUUCAUGGUUUAUUGGGAAACUCAGAAAAUUGGUUAGUUUCUGGCCCUGGACGUGCUUUAGCAUAUUUAUUAUAUGAUGCAGGUUAUGAUGUUUGGCUUGGCAAUGCAAGAGGUACGACAUAUUCAAGACGUCAUCGAUACUUAAAACCAAAUCAACAUGAAUUUUGGGAUUUUACAUGGCAUGAAAUUGGAAUUUAUGAUAAUCCAGCUAAUAUUGAUUAUAUAUUAAAAAAGACAGGAAAACGGCAAAUACAUUAUAUUGGUCAUUCCCAAGGAACAACCACAUUUUUUGUAUUAACAUCUUUACUACCUGAAUAUAAUGACAAGAUUAAAACGAUGCAUGCUUUGGCACCAGUGACAUUUAUGAAAUACACGACAAGUGUUUAUUUUACAUUACCAGCUUUGUAUAUUCCAACAAUUUAUCGUUUUACGACAGCAUUUGGUUUUGAGGAAUAUUUUCCUAAUUCUCUGUUAUUUACAAGUUUACAAAACUUUUGCAGAUCAGAAGAUCCAGAUUCAAAUCUUUGUUACAAAUUAUUAUCGAUUGGAGGUGGAGAGAAUCCAAAACAAAUUGAUACUGAAAUACUUUAUAAACUUUAUAAAUACGCUCCAGCUGGCGCUUCUAUAUAUCAAACCUUACAUUAUUCUCAGUUAUAUUUGAAUGGGGAAUUUCAAUCAUUUGAUUAUGGAGAAGAAGGCAAUUUGAAACGUUAUAAACAAAAAACUCCAAUUAAAUAUCCAUUAGAGAAAGUAACAGCAACCCCAAUUAACCUUUAUGUUAGUGGCAAUGAUCCAAUUUCCAGCCUUAAAGAUGUUAAAACAUUAAUAUCAAAAUUACCAAUAAAACCAAAUUAUAUUGAAAUAGCUGACAAAGAAUGGAAUCAUUUUGAUUAUAUCAUUGGAAAACAAGCCAAAGAACUGCUUUAUGAUACGAUUCUACAAAGUAUUAUAAGUUCUGAUAGUUAGCCAUAAUUUAUUAAUUUAUAAAUUUAAAGAACGAUCAUAUCUUAUAAAAUAUUUAGUUUUAUUAAUUAUAAGUAAAAUUUUAAAUAUAUUUUUAAGAAUAAUUAUAAACGGUGAUAAUAGCAUAAAAAUUUUUUGAGCAAUAUAAUAGAAAGUAAUUAAUUUUAAGUAGGAAAAUUUUUAUCUUGCCAUGUUUGGAGCGUAAUGGAAAGUUAUUUAAUUUUAAAUUUCAAACAUACUCAAACUUUGUUUAUGUUAUUUGUACUCAGAUAUCUAUAUUUUUAGCCAAAGUGUAUGCAAAUUUUAGUUAUAAAUAAUAUUUUUAUAUUUACUUUGUAUAUUCGAACUCGAAACUUAAAAACUAUGAAUAACAAAAUCACUAUAUAAAAAAACCAAAAGAAUCUAAUAAGUUGUGCUCUGCAAUUAUUAAACAACUCUUAGUUCGAAUCAUUUAUUCGUACGGGUACUACAGAGUUGACUCGGCAAUAUCUACUUAUUCUCAAUACCUUAAAUAAAAAUGUGAGAAAUUUUCUGCCUUAAACUUGAUUAUUUAAUUUUGUAAAGUACUGAAAAAAUAGCAAUAAAUAAGGGUUAGUCAUUUGAUAAUCGAUUUUCGUACCUAAAAUUUUAAUUUUUUCUAAAGAAAAUAAAAAAUAUAAUUAUAAAACACAAUAAAACUCAAUAUUAAUUACAAUUAAAUAUAUAAUAAUUUAAUAAUUCAAAUUUUGUUUUUUUUAGGUUUCUAUUUGUUUCUGAUUUUGGCUUUGUUUUUUUUUCUAUUUUCUUAAUUUCUUAUAAAUCAUACGUACACAUAAUAAACGCCUAAAUUAUUUAAUAAAAUACUAAACGAUAAUUAAUUUUAAAUAUUUAAAAAGUAAUUUUUAAUUACAAAUUUUUGCUUUCUGUUUUUUUAUUCUUAAUUCUAUAAUCUAUAAAAUUUAUACAAUUUAAAAUAUUCAAUUUUAUUCAUUUAUUUUAUUGUCUAUAGUUUUAUUAUUUUUGCUUAUUUCAUAUACAACAUACAAUAUACAAAAUAUAAUUGAUACUCAUUUAAUAUAAUAAAUCCUGAUCUUAUAAAAUGAAGAUAAUGUCUUUUAAAAUUAUAUUUAUAAAUUAUAAAAU